UCAGACGCUGCCGGGCUCCGGUCCGGGCUGCAGGCAGAGCUCGCCGCGGGCCCGCGCCCCCGGGGGCAGAAACGCCGGGCUGGGCCGCAGUGUCCUGCCCGUGCUCCCCCGCAGCCGCCCCGCCGCGCCCCGGGGAUGGGGCCGGGAAGCCGGUGGCUGCUGGGGGCCGCCCUGCUGUGCUGGGGAGCCCGCUGCCAGGUGGCGCCCCCGCUGGGCCGCACAGCAGCAGUGGUCCCCUUCGAGGAGGUGUGGAGCCGCAGUUACUGCCGCGCCCUGGAGACCCUGGUGGACGUGCUGGGCGAGUUCCCCCACGAGGCUGAGCACGUGUUCAAGCCGUCCUGUGUCCCGCUGCGGCGCUGCGCUGGCUGCUGCGGGGACGAGGACCUGGAGUGUGUCCCGGUGGAGACCCGCCCCGUGGCCAUGCAGGUCGUCCGCCUCAGCCCGAUCCAGGGGAAGAGUCAGCAGGAGGAGAUGCGGUUCACUGAGCACAGCCGCUGCGCGUGCAGGCCUCGGAGGAAACGAUUGAAAAGCGAGAGAGACAGCAAGAGAGGAUCCAGGAGGAGACCUCGGGAGCCGGGUCCUGUGCCCCUCCCCACCCCCCUGUGCCAGCCCCCGUCUCAGAGGGAGCCGAGGCCAAGGCCCGGGGUGAAGGAACCGGUCCUGCCCCCAUGUGGGGGUCCAGGGUGCAGCCCCCAAAGCAGACUGGAGCUGGGACCAGCUCCAGCACCCAGUGAACGAACCUAUGUGCAGCACCCAGGCUGGGGGGCUGGUGACCCCACAUGAAAGGGGCAAGGGGCGAUGCCUCUAGGGCAGUGGGGGGAGGGGACUCGCUCUUAAGAGGCUGCUGUUCCAGGGGGGUCUGCCAGGGGCUCCCAGGUUGACGUCGGGGGUAGGCAGGGGCUGAAGGCGGCUGGAUGGGGAAUUGAGGACCUGAACUUCUGGCAAAGGGAGCUUCAGGCCAGGUGCCCCAGGGCCAGGAGCAGAUAGUGGGUAGAUGGGGGCCCCCUUUCCAGCGAUGGGAGCCCAGGAGCCGGCCCCCUCCCCCCCGAUAGGAGCCAGGUCCCCCUGGAUGGGAGCAGGAGCCGCCCGUAGCGAGAUGCUCUGGGCAGCGUGUUCCUGGGCCACGUCUGCUCAACUCCUGAGCCGGUGAGUUCCGCAGGGCUGCGACGCCCGGCCUGGCCUCCCCGGUUCUGAGGCUGCAGAGAGCUCGUGUAUAACCCAUGCACAGAUACUAAACCCACAAUAAACCCCGUCUCCUCCCUG
Trachemys scripta elegans is the source of this 1263-nucleotide messenger RNA. Its product is annotated as snake venom vascular endothelial growth factor toxin ICPP-like. The coding region runs from base 136 to 783 and encodes 215 amino acids. The record is from RefSeq and is a predicted model, not a curated record. NCBI's taxonomy places the organism in Eukaryota, Metazoa, Chordata, Testudines, Emydidae. Gene Ontology annotation, biological process: vascular endothelial growth factor receptor signaling pathway; positive regulation of mast cell chemotaxis; sprouting angiogenesis. Gene Ontology annotation, molecular function: growth factor activity; chemoattractant activity; vascular endothelial growth factor receptor binding. Gene Ontology annotation, cellular component: membrane. The transcript is spliced from 7 exons.